AAUAUACGUGAGUUGUUAAAUUACAAACAUCGAAACAAGUAUUGUCAUGUCCAAAACUAACUUAGUGAGAUAUUUUGGUGAAAGCCAGCAUCAGAUUUUGAGCUAAGGAUAUAUAAAGGAAGUAUUUUCCAUAUCAAUUAUCCAUUUCUUUUGAUAUUUUGUGGUUGAGAUCAUAAGAAAAGGUAGAAGUGAAAGUAGUAAUAAUGGGGGUGAUUGAUCAUCUUUCUGAAAUGUUUGAUUGCUCAGGUGUACAUGCUCAUAGACACAAGAAACGCAAGCAGCUUCAGACAGUAGAAAUAAAGAUAAAGAUAGAUUGUGAAGGAUGCGAGAGAAAAGUAAGGAGAUCAGUGGAAGGAAUGGAAGGAGUAACACAGAUUGAAAUAGAACCCAAGCAACACAAGCUUACAGUAACAGGAUAUGUGGACCCCAAGAAGGUGUUGGCACGUGUCAAGCAUCGAACAGGGAAGAGGGCCGAGUUCUGGCCCUAUGUGCCGUACGAUGUGGUGGCGCACCCUUACGCACCUGGGGUGUACGACAGGAAAGCACCAGCUGGUUAUGUUAGAAAUGAUUAUAAUGAUCCUCGCGUUAAUCAGUUGGCUCGUAUGAGUUCAACUGAGGUUCGCUACACCACAGCAUUCAGUGAUGACAAUACUAAUGCAUGUUCUAUUAUGUAGUUAUUACUAAUACAUAUUAAUCAGUAUAAGUAUCCAAUUUUAUUUCGGUGAUUAUUAAAGUUUUUAUUUAGAAAGCUUUCAUAGUUUCUACCAUAUGCUUGUACUUCUAUCAAAUUAUUUUCCAAUAUUUGAUGUUUAAAGGAAAUGGUAAUUGGUAAUUAAGAGAUUAUGAUUUUUUCGUUUGUC
This is a messenger RNA of Amaranthus tricolor (Joseph's coat), 860 nucleotides long. RefSeq names its product heavy metal-associated isoprenylated plant protein 26-like. The transcript is spliced from 2 exons. The record is from RefSeq and is a predicted model, not a curated record. NCBI's taxonomy places the organism in Eukaryota, Viridiplantae, Streptophyta, Magnoliopsida, Caryophyllales, Amaranthaceae. The coding region runs from base 204 to 674 and encodes 156 amino acids. Gene Ontology annotation, molecular function: metal ion binding.